AUGGCACCUUUUAGCCGCAGGAGCUUGGUCUCCGGGAUCGCUGCUGCUUGCCUGCCCUUCGUCGUCGCGGCGUACGCGAACUCUACCUAUAGCAAUGCCGACAUGCUACGGGCGCAACUGGCCCUCAUGGGUGAUCGCCCUGACGGCUGCCCACCAUGCUUCAACUGCCUCUUACCGGCGCAUACGUGUGCUCAAUACGCAGGAUGCAACGAAUAUAAUGGCAAAUGCGACUGCCCGGAUGGUUUUGGGGGCGACGAUUGUCUCGAGCCGCUCUGUGGCUCCCUGGGUCGAGGAAAGGAUAGGCCCAUGCGCUCUGACGAGACGUGCAACUGCGAUGACGGCUGGACCGGUAUCAACUGCAAUGUGUGUACGCAGGAUGAGGCCUGCAAUGCCCUAACGGAGACGGGACACGGCGGUGUCUGCUACCAAAACGGCGAGGUUGUCAAGCACAAUCAUCAAAUAUGCAAGGUCACGAACAAGCAAAUCACCACUCUCCUCGGCAAGCAAAAGCCUGAAGUGACAUUCAGCUGCCAGAAGAGGCAAGGGAAGUGUGAUUUUCAGUUCUGGGUCGACGCCGUUGAAUCGUUCUACUGUCACUUGACUGGCUGCCAGUCUAGCGCGAACUUUGAUGAGACCAAGAACAGCACUUCGUACAAGUGUGACCACAUGAGCUGCAGUUGCAUUCCGGGGCGCAUGCUUUGCGGCAAAGAUGGCUCGGUCGACCUUGGUGACUUCCUCAAGCAAUCGAUUCAGGGCCCGGGCGGAUUCGAAUGCGCCUCGAAAGCGGGCGGAUCCCACGACUGUGCAUUCAGGGAGCCCGAGAUGGACAAGCUCAUCCACCAAUUGAUCGGCGACUCGAGCAUUCUCCUGGAUUGCCGGGCGGGCGAGUGCCUGUAUGAAACCGAGGUGCCGGGUUACAGGCGCCCAGUGAAGCAAAUCAACACGCCGCUUAUCGCCGGUGUGAUUGCGGGCUGCGCUCUAUUUGUCGUUGCCGUCAUCAUACUGACGUGGUUCCUUUCACGCCGCAAACUCAAGUACGGAGCUAUUCGCCUCGACGAUUCCGACGACGAAGGCACCAAGCUCAUGACCGACCAUAAACCAGCGGCAUUGUACUUUGAGAAUGUGUCCUACUCGCUCAACGGCAAGAAAAUACUCUCUCGUGUUCAAGGCAUCAGCCUCCCGGGCGAGGUGAUGGCCAUCAUGGGUGCUUCUGGCGCCGGGAAAACGACGUUUCUCGAUAUUUUAGCCCGCAAGAACAAACGUGGUCAAGUCUCUGGCGACUUCUAUGUCAACGGCGAAAAGGUCAGUGAUAAUGAAUUCAGAAACGUCGUUGGAUUUGUCGACCAGGAGGACACCAUGCUCCCGACGCUCACAGUUCACGAAACGAUUCUCAACAGUGCGCUGCUGCGACUGCCGCGAGACAUGAGCCGUGCUUCCAAGGAGCAGAGAGUGUUUGAAGUGGAAAAAGAGUUGGGCAUCUACCACAUUCGCGACUCGCUCAUAGGUUCUGAGGAAGGCAAGGGCCGCGGGAUUUCCGGUGGUGAGAAGCGACGCGUUGGCAUUGCCUGCGAGCUUGUCACGAGUCCUUCCAUUCUGUUUCUGGAUGAACCCACGAGCGGACUGGACUCUUUCAAUGCCUACAACGUCGUCGAGUGCCUUGUCACACUGGCCAAGAGCUACAAGAGAACCGUUAUCUUCACCAUUCACCAACCGCGAUCCAACAUCGUGGCGCUUUUUGACAGGCUCUUACUCCUGGCCAAGGGGAAAACUGUCUACUCCGGGCCCUUUUCGCAAUGCCAAGCAUACUUCGAUACUAUCGGAUACGAAUGCCCGCCCGGGUUCAACAUCGCCGAUUACCUCGUCGACCUCACCAUGCAUGCUGGGAGCAGCGUAGCCUUUGACGACGGGGCUGUCGUAGCUGAUGCUGCCAGCGUGGGCCCGAGCAGCACAAAGGCAGUCAAGUCGAUAGCCAGCAUCUCUGGGACAAGUACGGGGGAGGACAGCAACGCCGAGCCAUACACGUCUCCACGGCCGAAAAACUGGCGUCGUGAUUCGGUCAAGAUGCGGCAGGAGCGAGAGUUAUUCACGCGCAGGAAGCAAGCGAUAGACACCGCCGCCUCGUCGGACGCCGGGGGCGAGGAGGCGCCGGAAGACCCCCACGAUCUACCACCGUCGGCAGUCACUGGCACUGAUUUAGACAUUAUGACGCAGUCCUUCGCCCGCUCCGACAUUGCCAGCAGCACGCGCGAGGAGAUCAGGCAGGCUGUUUCUACGGCCGAAGAAGCCAACAGGCCAAACUCCCGUUAUGAUCCCGAGGGUCCCCACGUCGACGUCAACACGAGCGCUGUAGGGAAGGGCUACGCUCGCAUCGGCUACUUUCGCCAGUUCCUGAUCCUCUCAGUGAGAACAUGGAAGAACCUGUACCGGAACCCGAUGCUCAUGCUUACCCACUAUGCCAUCGCCAUCAUCUUGGCGGUCUUUUCCGGAUAUUUGUUCUACGGACUCACGGACGAUAUCCCUGGCUUUCAGAACCGCCUGGGCCUCUUCUUCUUCCUUCUAGCUCUGUUCGGCUUCAGCACGCUUACAAGUCUCAACGUCUUUGCGACUGAGCGCCUCCUCUUCGUGCGCGAGCGGGCCAACGGAUACUACGCCCCUGCCACGUACUUCACGGCCAAGGUCCUCUUUGACAUAAUCCCGCUGAGAAUCAUUCCUCCGAUUCUCAUGGGAUCCAUUAUAUAUCCCAUGACCGGUUUGGUCCCCGAUUCAGCCCACUUCUUCAAAUUCAUGCUGGUCCUGGUGCUGUUCAACUUGGCCGCCGCGGCCAUAUGUCUCUUCAUCGGGAUUGUGUGCAAAGACGGAAGUGUCGCCAACUUGAUUGGAAGCUUGGUGAUGUUGUUCAGUCUCCUCUUUGCCGGAUUCCUGCUCAACCACGACGCCACACCUGCCGGAGCACUAUGGCUGCAGACCCUGUCCAUCUUUCACUAUGGUUUCGAGUCUCUCAUCGUCAACGAAGUGGUGGAGCUCACCCUUGUCGACAAGAAGUAUGGACUGGACAUCACCGUUCCGGGCGCCGCCAUUCUCAGUUCUUUUGGAUUCGACAAUAGCGCACUUUGGGCCGACAUUCGAAAUCUCGGCAUCUUUGCUCUCUCAUUCAUCAUUCUAGCGUACGCAGCCAUGCAUGUUCUCCUUGUUGAGAAGCGAUAG
Messenger RNA from Hirsutella rhossiliensis, 3204 nucleotides. RefSeq names its product ABC-2 type transporter domain-containing protein. NCBI's taxonomy places the organism in Eukaryota, Fungi, Ascomycota, Sordariomycetes, Hypocreales, Ophiocordycipitaceae. Gene Ontology annotation, cellular component: membrane. Gene Ontology annotation, molecular function: ATP binding; ATP hydrolysis activity; ABC-type transporter activity. The record is from RefSeq and is a predicted model, not a curated record. The coding region runs from base 1 to 3204 and encodes 1067 amino acids. The transcript has 5 exons.